GUUGAGCAGUAACACCGUAAAGGUAAACUUACCUGGUUGUUUAACUAUCAUUAAAAAGUAGGCCGAAAGUACAGCUGGAACUAAGUAUGGAAGAGGGUUAAUUAUAUUAAAUUACGUUUCUUAACUCAGCUAGUGGUGAUGUUUAUCCUUGACUUUUAAAGUCAGAGGAGCUGGGUGAAGAAAUGCAAUAUGGGAGACUUCUUUACGACCGGCCAAGCUUUGGAUCCGGAGACAGCUAAGUUUGCUGAAAACCAGAGGGGAGCAGGAAGCACAACAGGUAUUGCCCAGGAUAGAAGUGUUGUCAACCAACCUCAGCUUACACAUUUUUCUGCAGGAACAGUAAACAUCAACACAUAUGGCCAGGCUCCUGAUAGGACGGACAACAUAAAUUCCAGUUCUUCACAAAACAAAGCAAACAUAAAAAGAUGCCAAGCUGAACUGAAAUCUUACAUUGAAAAUUCAACAAAGAAUCUCUAUCAAGGAACAAAGGAUGAUGGAUCAUUGACACCUUUAAAAGAGAUCUAUACAGAGCUUUACAUCACAAAAGGUGGCAGUGGGGAGGUCAAUAAUGAACAUGAAGUGAUUCAAUUAGAAUGCAGAAGGAAUUUGUUUGAGGAGAAGAAAAUCCAGCUCAAUGACAUUUUGAAUGCUUUUUCAAAUGAACACAACCCUCCACAAAGAGUUCUGACGACGGGAAUCGCUGGCAUUGGAAAAUCUGUCGCUGUGCAGAAAUUCCUUCAAGACUGGGCAGCAGGAGAAGCCAACCAAACCACUCAGUUCAUAUUUCCAUUCACAUUCAGAGACUUGAAUUUGAUAAAAGAUAAGCCUUGGAGUCUUAUGACGUUAAUAGGUAACUAUUUUGAAGAAGUGAAGGACUUCUCAGACUCAGACUACUGCAAUUCAAGUGUUUUGUUUAUCUUCGAUGGCCUAGACGAAAGCAAACUACCUCUUGACUUUGAGAACAAUGAGAUGUGCCGCAGCGUUACAAAGAUCACAACAGUGGACGUUCUGCUAACCAACUUAAUCUCAGGGAAACUGCUGCACAAAGCUUGGAUCUGGAUCACCGGGCGACCAGCUGCAGCUGCUAAGAUUCCUCCCAAGUUCAUCGACAGAGUGACCGAGGUACGAGGCUUUAAUGAUAAGCAAAAGGAGCAAUACUUUCAGAGGAAAGUUUGCAACAACGACACAGCUCAGAAGAUCCUCGAUCAUCUGAUGUCAAAGCCAUUAAGAAGUCUGUACAUUAUGUGCCACAUCCCAGUCUUCUGUUGGAUUACAGCCACAGCUCUUGAGGAUCUCCUUAACAAAACGGACACAGAUGAGUUGCCCAAGACUGUAACUGAAAUGUACACACACUUCCUGGUCAUUCAGACAAAGCUUAACAACCAGAAGGAUUAUCAGGAAGUUGAAACAGACAAAGAUGUGAUCAUGAAAUUGGGAAAGCUGGCAUUUGAACAGCUACAGAAGGGCAACAUAAUCUUCUAUGAGAAGGACUUGGAAAGCUGUAAGAUUGAUCUGACACAAGCAGCAGUUUAUUCUGGAGUGUGUACACAGAUCAUAAGAAAAGAACAUGGGGGGCUUCACAAACAAGAAGUUUACUCUUUCAUACAUUUAAGUGUUCAGGAGUUUCUGGCAGCUCUGUAUGUACUAGAGACCUUCUUAAAUAGUGGAGAAAAUGUGCUUUCCAGUCAGACACGUGUAAAGGUGGCAUCAGAGACAGGAGAAGUUCUUCUCCUCCUCCUCCACACGAAAGCUGUGAAUACUGCUUUGGCCAGCGAUGGACAAUGGGACUUGUUCCUGCGCUUCCUGCUCGGUCUGUCUCAAGAUUCAAAUCAGAAGCUUCUUCAGAAAGUAUUUGGAUUCAAAGAAAGAUACCCACAGAGCACCCAGGAGACAAUCAUCUUCAUUCAUGAGAAAAUCAGGAAACUGUCGAACACCGACAAAACAAUGAAUCUGUUCCAAUGUUUAAAUGAGCUGGGAGACAAGUCUCUGUUAGAGCAAGUCCAAAAGUACCUGAGAUCAGGAGAUGUUGGUCAAAUCUUACCUUCACAUUGGUCUGCCCUGGCCUUUCUUCUGCUCGUCUCCAACGAAGACCUGGAUGUCUUUGACCUGAAGAAAUACAACAGAUCAGAUGAAGUUCUGGAGAGGCUGCUGCCAGUCCUAAAAGCAUCAAGGGUAGCUUUGCUAAGUGACUGUAACCUCACAGACCGAUGUUGCAAGUACAUUUCAGAAGUUCUCAGCUCGAUGUUUUCUGGUCUAGAGGAGUUAGACCUUAGCAGAAAUGGUCUGCAUGACUCAGGAGUGAGGCUGCUCUCUGAUGGACUAAGAAGUCCCAACUGCAAACUCAAGAUUCUCAGACUGGCUGAAUGUCAGAUUACUGAGAGUGGCUGUGCUGCACUGGCAUCCUGUCUGAAGUCAAAUCCCGCCCACCUGAGAGUCCUGGAUCUGGCACAUAAUAAACUCCAAGAUGGUGGUGUGGAAAACCUUUCUCAGUUCUUGGAAGAUCCACUUUGUCAACUGGAGACACUGAAUUUGAGCUUCAGCAGGAUGACGGCAGUCGGCUGUGGGUCUUUGACUUCUGCUCUCAGCGGCUCCUCUGCUCUCAAAGAGCUCGACCUGAGCAACAACUCCCUGAAGGACGAGGGGGCCAACCAGAUUUCAGAUUUGCUGAGAAAUCCAGAGUGUAGACUGAAGAUACUGAGACUGGCUGGCUGUCAGUUUACUAAGAGUGGCUGUGCUGCACUGGCGUCCAGUCUGAAGUCAAACCCCGCCCACCUGAGGGUCCUGGAUCUGGCACAUAAUGACCUCCAAGAUGGUGAUGUUGAAAAACUUUCUGAGUUCUUGGAAGAUCCACUUUGUCAACUGGAGACACUGAAUUUGAACCACAGCAGGAUGACGGCAGUCGGCUGUGGGUCUUUGACUUCUGCUCUCAGCGGCUCCUCUGCUCUCAAAGAGCUCGACCUGAGCAACAACUCCCUGAUGGACGAGGGGGCCAUCUGGAUUUCAGAUUUACUGAGAAAUCCACAUUGUAGACUGAAGAUACUGAGACUGGCUGGCUGUCUGUUUAAUGAGAGUGGCUGUGCUGCACUGGGGUCCAGUCUGAAGUCAAACCCCGCCCACCUGAGGGUCCUGGAUCUGGCACAAAAUAACCUCCAGGAUGGUGGUGUGGAAAAACUUUCUCUGUUCUUGGCAGAGCCACUUUGUCAACUGGAGUCACUGAAUUUGAACCACAGCAGGAUGACGGCAGUCGGCUGUGGGUCUUUGACUUCUGCUCUCAGCGGCUCCUCUGCUCUCAAAGAGCUCGACCUGAGCAACAACUCCCUGAUGGACGAGGGGGCCAACCGGAUUUCAGCUUUGCUGAGAAAUCCACAUUGUAGACUGAAGAUACUGAGACUGGCUCACUGUCAGUUUACUAAGAGUGGCUGUGCUGCACUGGGGUCCAGUCUGAAGUCAAACCCCGCCCACCUGAGGGUCCUGGAUCUGGCACAUAAUGACCUCCAAGAUGGUGAUGUGGAAAAACUUUCUGAGUUCUUGGAAGAUCCACUUUGUCAACUGGAGACACUGAAUUUGAACCGCAGCAGGAUGACGGCAGUCGGCUGUGGGUCUUUGACUUCUGCUCUCAGCGGCUCCUCUGCUCUCAAAGAGCUCGACAUGAGCUACAACCACCUGAUGGACGAGGGGGCUAACCGGAUUUCAGAUUUGCUGAGAAAUCCACAGUGUAGACUGAAGAUACUGAGACUGGCUCACUGUCAGUUUACUAAGAGUGGCUGUGCUGCACUGGGGUCCAGUCUGAAGUCAAACCCCGCCCACCUGAGGGUCCUGGAUCUGGCACAUAAUGACCUCCAAGAUGGUGAUGUGGAAAAACUUUCUGAGUUCUUGGAAGAUCCACUUUGUCAACUGGAGACACUGAAUUUGAACCGCAGCAGGAUGACGGCAGUCGGCUGUGGGUCUUUGACUUCUGCUCUCAGCGGCUCCUCUGCUCUCAAAGAGCUCGACAUGAGCUACAACCACCUGAUGGACGAGGGGGCUAACCGGAUUUCAGAUUUGCUGAGAAAUCCACAGUGUAGACUGAAGAUACUGAGACUGGCUGGCUGUCAGUUUACUGAGAGUGGCUGUGCUGCACUGGGGUCCAGUCUGAAGUCAAACCCCGCCCACCUGAGAAUCCUGGAUCUGGCACAAAAUGACCUCCAGGAUGGUGGUGUGGAAAAACUUUCUGAGUUCUUGGAAGAUCCACUUUGUCAACUGGAGACACUGAAUUUGAACCACAGUUGGAUGACGGCAGUCGGCUAUGGGUCUUUGACUUCUGCUCUCAGCGGCUCCUCUGCUCUCAAAGAGCUCGACCUGAGCUUCAACUCCCUGAUGGGCGAGGGGGCCAUCUGGAUUUCAGAUUUACUGAGAAAUCCACAGUGUAGACUGAAGAUACUGAGACUGGCUAGCUGUGAGUUCACUGAGAGUGGCUGUGCUGCACUGGCGUCCAGUCUGAAGUCAAACCCCGCCCACCUGAGAGUCCUGGAUCUGUCACAUAAUAAACUCCAAGAUGGUGUUGUUGAAAAACUUUCUGAGUUCUUGUUAGAUCCACUUUGUCAACUGGAGACACUGGACCUGAAAUCCUGCAAGUUAAAUGUUGCAUGCCUCCGGUCUUUGACCUUGGCCUUCAGCGGCUCCUCUGCUCUCAAAGAGCUAGACCUGAGCAACAAUCAUCUGAUGGACGAGGAGGCAAUCCUGCUUUCUUAUUGGCUGAGGAAACCCCAGUGUAGACUGAAGAUACUAAGACUGGUUAACUGUUGGAUUACUGAGAGAGGCUGUGCUGCACUGACUUCAAGUCUGAAGUCAAACCCCCAUCUGAGAGUCCUGGGUCUGACAUAAGAAUAACCUCCAAGAUGGUGAUGCUCAAAACAUUUCUGUGGCUAUGCUCUUGGGAUAGCCACAGACCUGAGACUGAAAUGUCAGAUGGCUCAGAGAGAAGACGUGAUUUUCUGGCCUCACUCCAGGAUAAUUUGCUUUGAAGCUGCCGUCUCAUUUACAGGAGAAAACGAGUUACAAACUUAACACACCAACUGUGACAAAGCGAUUUAUUGGUGAUAUAUGAACUGGACCAGAACUUAAAUACAACAACAGCAAAUGUUCUUCCUUUGGUCUGGACCAAAUGAACUGAAACACAGGUGUGAAUGUUACUUCAGUGUUAUGGAUUUGCUGGCAUCUAUUGCACCCAAAUGAAUACCCUGCAAUGUACGAGACGUAGAGUGCUAAUCAGUGGUAUCUUUUAGGAUCUUCGCCUCACUUAAACGCUGUCCUUAUCAUAACACUGUUUAGCGUAUCAGGGAACAACUGUGUAACAUACGAAAUAAAAGACAUCUCUAAAAGAGGAUCUGCUCUCUUUGAAGGUUUCAUUGUAGAAAAAGCCCUUACAUUUACAAGUGUUAAGUAUGGUUGCCUAAAGAGUGCUUUUACAUGUAAUGAACUGUUAUAUUUUUUGUUGUGGUAAUCCUAGAAACUUUUAUUACAAGUGAUCUGUAUAUAUGUUUUUCUUUAUUGUUUUAUGUCUUAUAUAUAUAUAUAUAUAUAUUUAUGUUGCAUUGCUGGAGG
Molecule: messenger RNA, 5583 nt
Organism: Trematomus bernacchii (emerald rockcod)
Lineage: Eukaryota; Metazoa; Chordata; Actinopteri; Perciformes; Nototheniidae
Product: NLR family CARD domain-containing protein 3-like
Exons: 21
Coding region: 190-4863 (1557 amino acids)
Molecular function (GO): protein binding
Source: RefSeq, a predicted model, not a curated record